AUGUUGUUUCUCCUCCCCAAUUGUCGCUUGCUGUGCAUUUGUCUGGCAUUUCUGUUGCCCCAUGUCGAGUGCAAUUUUCUGGAGCUGCAACGUUCAAAGCGCAUUGCCGAGGGAAUUUUGGUAACGCAACAGGAAAAAUUGCGCACCUCGGUUGUGUCGUUGCGCUCCCGUUCGCCUCAAGCCUACUUCGGGGACAAUCACUUCUGUUCGGGCUGCCUGCUGAACGAUAUGUUCAUCAUAACCUCCGCUCGGUGCGUCACACAUCCCAGCAAGACUCAGCUUCGACCACGCGAGAUUGUCAUUGUGGCCGGGACAAGCAUAAGACUGAACCACACGGUGAACACAAUCCAGCUGGUGGUUACGUUCUCGGCGGUUCAUGUCAAUUUCACCAUGUACAAUUACAAUGACAUUGCGCUGCUGCGCACGGAGACUGUGGAGCAGGGCAACCUCUUUGUGAAUGUCUUGCCAUCGCUGGUGUUGCCACCGCCCUAUGGCACGCAUUGCACGGUGAUGGGCUGGGGGCGACUCUUCAAGGAUGGACCCUUGGCCUCCACUUUAACCAUGCUGGACGUGGAGCUCUAUACGCCGGAGCAGUGUCGCCAGCUGAUACCACAAUUCGGAGCUGAUAUGCUGUGCGCCGGCAAUCUGAACGAGCCGAAUGUGGUGCCUGUGGGUCCGUGUCCCGGCGACACGGGUGGCCCGCUCUUUUGCAAUGGCUCACUUACUGGCAUCGUCUCGUAUACGCUGGGCUGUGCUCAGCGUGACUUUCCCAGCAUCUACACGAAUGUCCAUCAUCAUCUGGACUGGAUAUACGAGUAUCUCGAUCGCGGCGGGCAGCCAAAGCUGUUGCACUUGCAAGUGCAUCAACUGCUCUUGCUGCUGUUGCUUUAUUGUGUAGCUUAGUUGUUGGCAGAGGCAACAGCAGUAGCAGCAGUGGCAGCAUGUUGCCACAAAUCAAAUUAAAAAUGACCAGAGAGCAACAGUAGCAGCAGCCAUUCAAGCUGUCAAUUCAUCCACAAAAACGACCUCAAGUUGUCCAACCAAAUACAACCAGUCAGCGCGCCUGUUUGGCUGCCAACAACUAAAAACGGCCGUUUGCUCAGCCUCUAUUGCCUAUCGUGUGCGGCAUGCCACCUGCUACCUGCCACUUGUGUCGAUUGGUUUUUCAAAAAACGUUGUUGGCUUUGGCGCUGUUGUUUGUUGUUGUUGACCUGGCAACAUCGCCGUGCGCUUCGCUCCGAGAUUGCGAAACUGACUGAAGACUAGAAAUUGCCAACUGCCGAAACUGGGUAGCAGAGGCAACUGGCAAACUUGCAAUUGGCAAGUGGCAACUGGGCUAUUCUGUGUUCUUAAUUACCACAAACUGAGGCCGCGUCUGGUGUGGCUUUCGAGCGCCUUAAUUGGCAGCGCAAUCUCAAAAAAAAAAGCAAGAAAUAAAGAACUCGAAUUUAGACGUUGCCAAGCAACCGGCGCAAGGCGAAGCCAAGUGGCUGCCACAAAAUGUGGAUACUCUGUAAAAUGUUGACCUUUUGUGACCUGCCCAAAAUGAAAGAUAAACUGUAAAUGCUUGCUAUACAUGCAUUUGCAGCCUAAA
This is a messenger RNA of Drosophila sulfurigaster albostrigata, 1594 nucleotides long. RefSeq names its product putative trypsin-6. Gene Ontology annotation, molecular function: serine-type endopeptidase activity. NCBI's taxonomy places the organism in Eukaryota, Metazoa, Arthropoda, Insecta, Diptera, Drosophilidae. The transcript is spliced from 2 exons. Gene Ontology annotation, biological process: proteolysis. The coding region runs from base 1 to 903 and encodes 300 amino acids. The record is from RefSeq and is a predicted model, not a curated record.